This is a messenger RNA of Adineta ricciae, 1530 nucleotides long. The record is from the annotation of a GenBank genome assembly. NCBI's taxonomy places the organism in Eukaryota, Metazoa, Rotifera, Eurotatoria, Adinetida, Adinetidae.
AUGUUACCAUCUAGUGGAUACAAAAUAAAUAAUCAAACAGUUCUCUGCGAACAUAUGGACGAAAACUACGAACCAACUUCAGAAGAAAUCCGUGAAUACGCCAUUUUUAUUGGUAUUGAUCCAGAUAAGGACUCUCAUUUACUUUGGCUGGCUAGAGAAGGGAUCCUUAAACCACUACCAUCAGGUUGGAAACCGUGUCAAGACGAAAAUGGAGAAUUAUAUUAUUUUAAUUUUGAUACGGGUACGUCAUCCUGGGAUCAUCCAUGUGAUGAAAUAUAUAAGGCGCGCGUUAUUCAGGAACGGAAAAAAUUGUCAUCAGCAAAAAAUCUGGUCCGUGAUCUCAUUGAUGAUGAAAUCGUGGAAAAUAUACCCGAUGACGACAGUGACAAUGACAGUGAUAGUUCCUCGGAUGAUUUUCGACGAAAAUUAGAUUUCGGUGCGUAUACAUGUAUUGAUCCUAUGUUGUCUGCACGUAUUGUAGAAGAUAAAGAAGGAGCGACGAGAAAUAGGAAACCGUUCGAAGCGAGUGUAUCACAAAGACAUUCCACAGUAGAAAAUAAAGCUGUCAGUACAAAUGCUUCCUCUCGUAUGCAACGUGCUAAUGAUAUCGAUGUUGUUCAAAAGUAUCUACAAUCAAUGUCACUGAAAAGUCUGGAUCGAAUGGAACCGAAUGGUUCGACUGCGCUCCCUGUAGCUUCUGGUUCAACGAAAAACAAAUCUCGUGUAACCGUACUUGAGAGAGCUAAAAGCGACGAGACAAAGCAAAUGCCUCAUCGACGACGUCUGACUAAGACGCGUUUUGUCAGUGAUUUCAUGGAAUGGAUUCGUUCUUCGUAUGAUGCCGAUUUUCAAGCACAUGAGUAUUUGAAAUCAUUAGAAACUUACGGCAACGAUCCACAAUUCGAUCGGCUAGUUCUCUUCGUCAAACAAAAUUAUCUGGAAAAGAGUCUGCGCAAUGUUCAGAGUAUUGAUUUAAUCCGACAAUUUUUUGAUGUAACAAUCGAGGAAAAAGAUCCGAACUAUUUGUUAAAAGCCUAUACAACUGAUACAGGCUUCUCUUCGGCACUCAAUACCGAUUUGGCACAAUUAGAGCUUGAGAAUUUAGCUGCUCCACAGAACCUUAGUUUAGCGUAUUUCAUUGGAAUUAUCGCUCGACAUCCACAUUUCAAUAGUCUCUCGUAUCUUGGAACGACGUAUCGCGGCAUGAUGCUUACCGAGAAUGAUGUUACGCUGUACAAGCGAGGCACACGAAUUUUAACUAAAACCUUUGCGUCAACGUCCAAACGUUUGAGUGUCGCCACGGGAUUCCAUGGUAAUAAACGUGACACAAGUUCCCGAAUGAGUACGCUAUGCAUAUAUGAGAUACGAAAUCCGAGAACGGCAUUAUAUAUCGCCAACACAUCAUUGUAUCCCGAUGAAGAAGAAGUUCUAGUUCUACCAUAUUCAGCCUUCAAAAUCAUUGACGUUACAAUAGAUAGAAACAAGGUGCCUGCCGUAGAAAUCAAACUGAAAGAAUGUGAACCUUGGUGA